AUGGCGUCAUCACUGGAUCCGCGCGAAGCAGAGGACACGAAGACAGGACCGGCAGCAGGAGAUGGCGAGAAACCGCAGCAACAUGUCUCGAGCGCCGCCACAGCGUCGUCCUCUUGGGAGGCGGAUCGGGAGAUGGUGGUGGGUUCGACAGCAGUGUUCGUGGACAAGGUCGCCGAGAGGUCUUACGUACGAAAGCUGGAUUUCUACCUCCUGCCGAUGAUGAGCCUGAUGUACUUCUUCAAUUCGGUGGAUAGGAGCAACUUGGGUAACGCCAAAACGGACGGCAUGGACAAGGAUCUGGGGUUCGUUGGCGAGCAGUACUCGUUGCUGAUCCUCCUGUUCUACGUGCCCAACGGGCUGUGCGACCUUCCGCUCAACAUGCUGACCAAGCGUGCGUUUGAGGCAGGCUUCUUCGCGGGCGCCGUCUUUUACCUCACACUCUUCUACACCCGCGGCGAGCUCGGCUUCCGCAUUGCGAUUUUCUUUGGCAGCGCCAUGACCGUGGUGGUGGCUCUCGUCGCCUUCUUCUGGCUCCCAGCCUCGUCAGCCAGCGCCUGGUUUCUGACGCCUGCCGAAAAGGCGGCCGCUCUGGCGCGCACCCGUCGGGACGCCUCGGGCGCCGCAUCGGAAGAGUACGACGUAGGCGCCAUGUUCCGGAGCUGGCGCUCGUGGAAGUUUAUUCCGUGGUGCGUCAUCAGCUUCACGUACCCGGUCGCGUUCGCGACAGUGUCCAACUUCCUGCCGCAGAUCGUCGCGCGGCUGGGCUACAGCACCAUCAAGACGAACCUGUGGACCGUCGCACCCAACGCCGUGGGCUUCUGCUUCUUGCUGCUCGUCACUUGGUCCUCUGAUCGUCUACGGGAGCGCACGUUUCACAUCAUCUUCUCGCUCGCUGUCAGCCUUGCCGGCCUGAUCAUCCUCGCUGCUAUCGAUCCGCUAGCUCGGCCGGCCGUGGCAUAUGCGGCGACGUUUUUGCUGGCAGCGGGAGCGUAUAUUCCAUCUUGUCUCGUUCAUUCUUGGCAUAACAACAACAAUCUCUCCGAGAACGCGCGUGCGGCAACAACCGGGUUGCUUGUGGGGCUGGGGAACUUGGGAGGCAUCUUGAGCGCAGCAACGUUUAGGACUGAGUAUGCGCCUGCGUACAUACCGACGCUGGUCGCAACAGCGUGUUGCAAUGUCACAUGCAUGAUAUUCACGCUCGGAUUGGGCGGUUGGAUGAAGUGGGAGAACAGGAGGAGGGACCGCCUUAUGGGGUCCCCGUUGGUGCAAUGUCGCGACGCGUCCUUUUCGGCUAGCUCGGCCUUCUCCAGCACCUGCAGACCUCGUUCGCACCCAUUCCAAACCCGCAAGGUCUACGCGCUCUGCUGGGAGUGCAGGCGGCAGCGUGACGCGCUUCUGUCCGAGGCGGAGCACCGGGGCGAAGAAGUGCGAUUUGAAGAGUGGAAAUGGCGCAUGAAGUACCAGAGCCCUCAGGCCGAAGAGAGCUCGUGGGGCAAGUGGGAGGCAAGCAGCGGGCAGCGGUCGUCGCGGAUAGGGAGGAUGAGCGACAUGAUCAAGUCCGGGUUGCGGAAGAGCGGUGGUGAGAAGAAGUGA
Molecule: messenger RNA, 1593 nt
Organism: Lasiodiplodia theobromae
Lineage: Eukaryota; Fungi; Ascomycota; Dothideomycetes; Botryosphaeriales; Botryosphaeriaceae
Product: MFS transporter
Exons: 7
Coding region: 1-1593 (530 amino acids)
Biological process (GO): transmembrane transport
Cellular component (GO): membrane
Molecular function (GO): transmembrane transporter activity
Source: RefSeq, a predicted model, not a curated record